Molecule: messenger RNA, 1427 nt
Organism: Chlorocebus sabaeus (green monkey)
Lineage: Eukaryota; Metazoa; Chordata; Mammalia; Primates; Cercopithecidae
Gene: ANXA2
Product: annexin A2
Biological process (GO): positive regulation of receptor-mediated endocytosis involved in cholesterol transport
Cellular component (GO): nucleus; plasma membrane; cytoplasm
Molecular function (GO): calcium-dependent phospholipid binding; phospholipase inhibitor activity; phosphatidylserine binding
Source: RefSeq, a predicted model, not a curated record
GGGCCUCGCCUCGCCGAGGGAGGAUAUGGCGAGUAUAAAAGCCCCACCCAGGCCAGCCGGCACUGCUAGGCAUCUGGGGACGCUCUCAGCUCUCGGCGCACGGCCCAGCUUCCUUCAAAAUGUCUACUGUUCAUGAAAUCCUGUGCAAGCUCAGCUUGGAGGGUGAUCACUCUACACCCCCAAGUGCAUAUGGGUCAGUCAAAGCCUACACCAACUUUGAUGCUGAGCGGGAUGCUUUGAACAUUGAAACAGCCAUCAAGACCAAAGGUGUGGAUGAGGUCACCAUUGUCAACAUUUUGACCAACCGCAGCAAUGCACAGAGACAGGAUAUUGCCUUCGCCUACCAGAGAAGGACCAAAAAGGAACUUGCAUCAGCACUGAAGUCAGCCUUAUCUGGCCACCUGGAGACGGUGAUUUUGGGCCUAUUGAAGACACCUGCUCAGUAUGACGCUUCUGAGCUAAAAGCUUCCAUGAAGGGGCUGGGAACUGAUGAGGACUCUCUCAUUGAGAUCAUCUGCUCCAGAACCAACCAGGAGCUGCAGGAAAUUAACAGAGUCUACAAGGAAAUGUACAAGACUGAUUUGGAGAAGGACAUUAUUUCGGACACAUCUGGUGACUUCCGCAAGCUGAUGGUUGCCCUGGCAAAGGGUAGAAGAGCAGAGGAUGGCUCUGUCAUUGACUAUGAACUGAUUGACCAAGAUGCCCGGGAUCUCUAUGACGCUGGAGUAAAGAGGAAAGGAACUGAUGUUCCCAAGUGGAUCAGCAUCAUGACCGAGCGGAGUGUGCCCCACCUCCAGAAAGUAUUUGAUAGGUACAAGAGCUACAGCCCUUACGACAUGUUGGAGAGCAUCAGGAAAGAGGUUAAAGGAGACCUGGAAAAUGCUUUCCUGAACCUGGUCCAGUGCAUUCAGAACAAACCCCUGUAUUUUGCUGACCGGCUGUAUGACUCCAUGAAGGGCAAGGGGACUCGAGAUAAGGUCCUGAUCAGAAUCAUGGUCUCCCGCAGUGAAGUGGACAUGUUGAAAAUUAGGUCUGAAUUCAAGAGAAAGUACGGCAAGUCCCUGUACUAUUACAUCCAGCAAGACACUAAGGGCGACUACCAGAAAGCGCUGCUGUACCUGUGUGGUGGAGACGACUGAAGCCCGACACAGCCUGAGCGUCCAGAAAUGGUGCUCGCCAUGCUUCCAGCUAACAGGUCUAGAAAACCAGCUUGCGACUAACAGUCCCUGUGAGGGUGACAUUAGCAUUGCCCCCAACCUCAUUUUAGUUGCCUAAGCAUUGCCUGGCCUUCCUGUCUAGUCUCUCCUGUAAGCCAAAGAAAUGAACAUUCCAAGGAGCUGGAAGUGAAGUCUAUGAUGUGAAACACUUUGCCUCCUGUGUACUGUGUCAUAAACAGAUGAAUAAACUGAAUUUGUACUUUAGAAACA